Molecule: messenger RNA, 770 nt
Organism: Ailuropoda melanoleuca (giant panda)
Lineage: Eukaryota; Metazoa; Chordata; Mammalia; Carnivora; Ursidae
Product: ATP-dependent RNA helicase DDX19A-like
Exons: 2
Molecular function (GO): nucleic acid binding; ATP binding
Source: RefSeq, a predicted model, not a curated record
CAUCUUGUCUCCACAGUGGAAAGAGGUCAGAAGAUCAGUGAGCACAUUGUCAUUGGCACCCCUGGGACUGUUCUGGACUGGUGCGCCAAGCUCAAGUUCAUUGACCCCAAGAAGAUCAAGGUGUUUGUUCUGGAUGAGGCUGACGUGAUGAUAGCUACUCAGGGCCACCAAGAUCAGAGCAUCCGCAUCCAGAGGAUGCUGCCCAGGAACUGCCAGAUGCUGCUUUUCUCUGCCACCUUCGAAGACUCCGUAUGGAAAUUUGCCCAGAAAGUGGUCCCAGACCCAAACAUUAUCAAACUGAAGCGUGAGGAGGAGACCUUGGACACCAUCAAGCAGUAUUACGUCCUGUGCAAUAACAGAGAUGAGAAGUUCCAGGCCUUGUGUAACCUCUACGGGGCCAUCACCAUUGCUCAGGCCAUGAUCUUCUGCCAUGUGAGUAGCAGUGGCAGCAGCAGGCCUGCCGGGGGAGGAGCUGCACUGGAGGGUGUGCCCCUCUCCCUCUCAGCCAGCUCCACCGCAGUGCUGAGCAGGACCAGGUGCCCUGUGUGGCCGGAAAGGAAAUGAUGAUUCACGUCCACCUGCCUCAGGGAGUAUUCUCCUCAGAUUAUAAUGAGUUAUGAGGGAAAGACUGAAAAAUUGAACCUUCUUUGGUCCCACUUCUUAGCGGUAACUUGGGAAGCACUCCAAAUAACAUCCAAUGAAAUAAUUAUAAAACAUUAAGAAUAUAGACUAUUUGGGAAUGAAGACCUUUGGCUCACACCACACUCUUC